AUGGCAACCAUCAUGUCUGAUCAACCAAGAACUGCAGGGUCUUAUUCCUAUGGAACCACUACCUAUGACACCAACAACAACCCAUCUUCACGCCAAACCGUUAAGUUCAUAACUGCUGCCACUAUUGGUGUCACCCUCUUGCUCUUGUCUGGGUUAAUCCUCACAGGGACUGUUAUAGGCUUAAUCAUUGCAACUCCACUUCUUGUUCUCUUUAGUCCUAUCCUUGUUCCUGCUGCCAUUGUGCUGUUCCUAGCUGCCUCUGGCUUCUUGUUCUCAGGUGGGUGUGGCGUGGCUGCAAUUGCUGCUUUGUCUUGGAUUUACAACUAUGUGUCUGGGAACCACCCUGCAGGGUCUGACACCCUUGAUUAUGCUAGAGGGAUCAUUGCUGAUAAGGCUAGGGAUGUGAAGGAAAGGGCCAAGGAUUAUGGAAGCUAUGGUCAGGUUAGAGCUCAGGACACCACACAAGGAUCUUAUUGA
Messenger RNA from Abrus precatorius (Indian licorice), 477 nucleotides. Its product is annotated as oleosin 16 kDa-like. Gene Ontology annotation, biological process: lipid storage. The record is from RefSeq and is a predicted model, not a curated record. Gene Ontology annotation, cellular component: membrane; monolayer-surrounded lipid storage body. Bases 1 to 477 code for a protein of 158 amino acids. The transcript has a single exon. NCBI's taxonomy places the organism in Eukaryota, Viridiplantae, Streptophyta, Magnoliopsida, Fabales, Fabaceae.